GUGUGGUUUGUCCUCGUGACGUCACGGGGCGGGCUGUGCUCUAGCUGCAGCGACGAGGCGACGCGACGCGCCGGAAAGCUACAGGAUAGCAAAGAACCGAGCUGUGAUCAAAACACACAACUCCAGGGCCUUCAUCCGCCUCCCAGCCUUUAGGUUUCAACGCAGGAAAGGCGAUAGGUGUCUGCAGAAAGUGAUUUAGAGGGACGGAGGACGCGGAAACACGAGUUAAUGAGAGCAGAGCGAAGCAUCUUAACCUCGACAGCUCGGACACCGCUAGGCCCGGAGAGCGCUACAGAGGAGAUCACUGCGCUAGCUAAAGAGAAACAAGGAAUGAGUGAUGACCUCUGUGGUAGUGUCAGACAGUGGAGGGAACAUAGUGGAGUAUGUCACCGUGGUGGAGGAAUCCCAGCAGUGUGAGCAGCAGCCCAUUGAGGAGGAGGAGGAGGAAGAAGUGGUUCAGCAGGAAGUAGAGGCGGUGAUCGUGGAGGGCGGAGAGGAGGUGGAGGACGAUGUGGAAGAGGAGGAAGGCGUGGUGCUGCAGGAAGACGGCUGUCCGGCGGUGAUCGUGGAGGAAGUGCCCAGUGCCCAGGUAGAGGAGUGCUACUCAGCACAGGUCCUGGUCUAUGACGAUGAGACGUAUCUGAUGCAGGACGUGGCCGAGGAGCAGGAGGUGGUUACGGAGGUGUCUGAGACUGUGGAGAUGUCGGGUCAUGACAUGGUGUGUUUUGACAAAACGUUUGAAGCAGCUGAAGCUCUGCUCCACAUGGAGUCUCCUGGAGGACUGCACAAUGAACGCAACACAGCAGAAGAUGUGAUGAUGGAGACGGUGGUGGAGGUGUCUACAGAGUGUGGACCCAUAGAGGAGGAGUCCUUCCCCAUCCCUCCUGACUGUGAACCUGCUGCCAGGAAGAAGAGAGGAGGUGGACGCAAGCCCAAGACAACCCAGCUCGCUUCGAACGGCUCCUUUGACCUGGGGAUCAAGAAGAGACCGAGGGAGGGCAAAGGCAACACCACCUACCUGUGGGAGUUCCUGCUAGAGUUGCUGCAGGAUAAAAACACCUGUCCCAGGUACAUCAAGUGGAUGCAGAGGGAGAAGGGCAUCUUCAAGCUGGUGGACUCCAAGGCCGUGUCCAAGCUGUGGGGGAAACACAAGAACAAGCCCGACAUGAACUACGAGACCAUGGGCCGAGCCCUGAGGUAUUACUACCAGCGUGGCAUCCUGGCCAAAGUGGAGGGACAACGGCUGGCCUACCAGUUUAAAGAAAUGCCCAAGAACAUCCGGGUGAUCGACGACGAGGAGGACGGAGAGGAGGUGGAGGACAGCGAGGGGGUGGUGUCUGGCCAGCACCCGGCUCACCAGCACGGCCCCGUCAGCCUGGGCACCAACUCCCCCGCCACCACCCAGCCUCAGACGACCUACGUCACUGUCAUCCCCAGCAACACUGCCAGCAGGCCCAUCCGAGCCAUGCCACUGGUCAUGACCAACUCACUAGGUCACAUGACGUUAAACUCCUCCUCCGUCUUCACCACCACCACAGGGGUCCCGGUAACGGUAGCCAACGCCUCCGCCAGCGCUCCCCCCAAACUGGUCAUCCAGACCCUGCCCACCAUGCUGCCCGGCGGCUCCAAAGCCGGAGAGAAGAUCACCAUCAUCACCAUCCCGGCCAACCAGCUGGCCUCGCUCAUGGCGGCCAACCCGUCAGGCCAGAUCACGCAGCUCUUCCAGGCUAAACACAUCGCUACACAGUUAGCGCACGGCGCCGCUAAAACCGCCACCGGCGCCCAGACGAUCCAGCUAACGGCAGGCCGGCCGCACCUCAUCAUGGCUAAACCGGCGGCGGUGGCCCAGGCGCUGCCGCAGUUCUCUAUCCAGGUCAGCCAGCCUCACCCGGCUCCAUCCAAAACCCCCACCCAGCCCCCGAAGCCCCCCAGCAGUCAGCCCGAAGCAGCACAAUCAGAGGAGGCAGCAGAAGCUGCACCCUCCAGCCCACCAGCAGCAUCGGUAGAAACCACCUCAUCCUGAGUGCUCCGGGGCCCCCCGGGGGGGGCGGGUACAGGAAGUGACUGUGGACACUGCUGAGGAAGUGCAGGACACAUCCCAUCACCCCCCCAACCCCCACCCCGCUCAGAGUUGCUCUCUAACAUUGGUCUCCAGGGAGACGCCUGCUCUUACUAUGGAGCUGCUGAAGCCCCACAAAGGAUUAAAGGGACUGUUGUACAAACACAGACGCACACGAUGCAGAUCCUUCGGAGCUCAGGAGACAUGAGGCAGCCUUAGAUUGUAAAUGAAACAACUCCUUUUUGUAAUCAAACGUAAUAUAAAAAAAGCCUGACAAGACUUUGUUGUAAACAGAAAUGUAAAAAGCAUUUUUUGAUACUCAGCGGGUAUGCAUCAGUACAGACGUCGUUUAGAAUUCAUGUCUUCUGUUUCAGUCUCAUGGUUUGUCUGCAGAGCACUGUUUUUUACUGUUCAUAAAAAGGGAGUGAAAGGAUGUCUGUCGAGAUUAAAAGAACUAAAUGGUGUGCUCCACAUCUGAAGUAUAAUAUACUAUUUUUUUCUUGUACUAUCAGUGUAUUGAAGUAGAUUUUACUGAAAUAUGUAUUAUAAAAAAAAAACAAGAAAUGUGAAUUGAAA
This is a messenger RNA of Sebastes umbrosus (honeycomb rockfish), 2635 nucleotides long. RefSeq names its product ETS-related transcription factor Elf-2-like. The record is from RefSeq and is a predicted model, not a curated record. Gene Ontology annotation, cellular component: nucleus. Gene Ontology annotation, molecular function: sequence-specific DNA binding; DNA-binding transcription factor activity, RNA polymerase II-specific. NCBI's taxonomy places the organism in Eukaryota, Metazoa, Chordata, Actinopteri, Perciformes, Sebastidae. Gene Ontology annotation, biological process: regulation of transcription by RNA polymerase II; cell differentiation. The transcript has 9 exons. Bases 338 to 2023 code for a protein of 561 amino acids.